GAUGGCCCCCAAAAAGCCAGAGCCCAAGAAGGAUGAUGCCAAGGCAGCCUCCAAGGCGGCUCCAGCUCCCCCACCGGCACCUGCACCUGCACCUGCCCCCGAGCCCCCCAAGGAGGCUGAAUUUGAUGCUUCCAAGGUCAAGAUCGAGUUUACACCAGAGCAGAUUGAAGAGUUCAAGGAAGCCUUCACGCUGUUUGACCGCACGCCCAAGUGUGAGAUGAAGAUCACAUAUGGGCAGUGUGGGGAUGUCCUGCGGGCGCUGGGCCAGAACCCCACGCAGGCGGAGGUGCUCCGCGUCCUGGGGAAGCCAAAGCAGGAAGAGCUUAACACCAAGAUGAUGGACUUUGAUACGUUCCUGCCCAUGCUUCAGCACAUUUCCAAGAACAAGGACACAGGCACCUAUGAGGACUUUGUGGAGGGGCUGCGGGUCUUCGACAAGGAGGGCAAUGGCACCGUCAUGGGCGCUGAGCUCCGCCACGUGCUGGCCACGCUGGGUGAGAGGCUGACAGAAGACGAGGUGGAGAAACUGAUGGCUGGGCAAGAGGACUCCAAUGGCUGCAUCAACUACGAAGCAUUCGUGAAGCACAUCAUGGCCAGCUGAACCUCUCACCCCAGGUGAGACCCCCCCACUCCCUUCCAAACCUGCUGCCACCUUUGCCACCUCUGCUGAUCUCAGCCUUGUUGUCCCCAUCAUGCCUCUGUCACCCAAAUCCCUUGUUGCCGCCUCCCCAUCUCCACCAACUCCAGUUCUCAGUUGACAUGCUGCUGCCUUGCUUGAUCCCCUCCACCGUACCCUGCAAUCGCCUUUGCUCUCAGGGAGCCCAGGGGAGGCCAUGCUGGGGACAGCUCAUUCCCCAUUCAUGAUGCUGACACCAGUGGCCUGGAGUUGUGGGAAGGAGGGGAGCGCAUCAAGACUCCUGCACAAGCUCCCUCUGCUCAACCCUGCAGACCUGUCUGCCUGGCUGUCAUCUCAUGUCCCUAUCAGGCUACACUUACCUGUGACUGCAUCUCUGUCCCUACCCCAUGAGCCCCAUGAAUAAACGGCUUCUUUCCUUC
Messenger RNA from Diceros bicornis minor, 1056 nucleotides. It is a transcript of the gene MYL3, whose product is annotated as myosin light chain 3. The record is from RefSeq and is a predicted model, not a curated record. Gene Ontology annotation, molecular function: calcium ion binding. The coding region runs from base 2 to 601 and encodes 199 amino acids. Gene Ontology annotation, cellular component: myosin II complex. NCBI's taxonomy places the organism in Eukaryota, Metazoa, Chordata, Mammalia, Perissodactyla, Rhinocerotidae. The transcript is spliced from 6 exons.